AUGGCUUUCACCAGUAUGAAACCAUCUGAGAUCAAACAGUGCUACUUUUUCGAUAACUUCAAAAUGGCUCUCUACGGAAAGCAACGUGUUAAAGAGACUUUAACUCUUACAUCUGUAAAUGGAAAGACAAUGAAUGCCCUGACAGUGUUCACAGCGUCUCUGCACUUCCUCAAAUACGAUGCUUUGAAAACCAUUAACAACAAUAGUAAAGAUGUGGAGUUCAAGGCGUCCGACUUCACCUGGGUGCUGACGGUGCCGGCCAUUUGGGACGAUGCUGCCAAACAGUUCAUGAGAGAAGCUGCCACACGGGCAGGGAUUGUGUCCAAAGACAGCAAAAACAGACUGGUCAUAGCCCUGGAGCCAGAGGCUGCCUCCAUUUGGUGCAAGAAGCUCCCGGCUAAUGGAUUUCUCACUGACAAUCACAGCAGAAAAGAGCAUCUCCUGACCCCAGGGACUCAGUACAUUGUAGUGGACUGCGGAGGAGGGACAAUAGACAUCACGGCUCACGAGGUCCUGAAAAACGGGAGACUGAAGGAGCUACAGAAAGCCUCUGGGAACAACAUGGGCGGACAGACGGUGGACCGGAACUUUUUAGCACUUCUCAAGGAAGUCUUUGGGGAGUGCAUUUGGGAUGAGUACAAGGAAAAGUUUCCCAACGAGACGAUGGUUCCUGCUCACGUGGCUGCGGAGGACGCUUUAGAGUGGUUCUUCGACCACAACAUCGCUAAACAAUUCACAGACAAAGAGGAGAGCAGUGACCAAGAGGAGGAAGAGGAGAAAGAGGUGAAGGAGGAGGAGAAGGAGGAGGUGAAGGAAGAGGAGCAGAAGGAGGAGGUGAAGGAGGAGGAGAAGGAGGAGGUGAAGGAAGAGGAGCAGAAGGAGGUGAAGGAGGAGGCGCAAAAGGAGGAGGAGCAGAAGGAGGAGGAGAAGGAGGUGAAGGCUCCUGGGGAACAGCCGCAUCCAGAAGCUUGCAAAAAAGAGGACUCCAGUUCCCAGAAAGCACCUGCAGAGCCGGAGCUGCAGAUCAGAAACGUGAUGUGUUCGUCCUCACUGAACUGUUCCCUCGACACCCAACUCAUCGCACGAAUGGGACGCAACGCAGAGUAUGUUAGAAAGUUCAAACAGGUCCGGAUCAGGAUCAGGUCUCCCAGAGCCACAGCGUUGAUUUCCACAGAUGGAAGAAUGAUGAGUUCUGGAGCCGAUAGUGUGGGAGGGGCACACAGAGCAGCCCGGCGUCUCGCUCGUAUCGUUCAGAAGUUGGGGUUUCCUGUCCGCUUCUCCAGCUUCAAGGUCCACAACUUCAUGGUGAUGUUCCACACCUUCCCCCUCAGCCUGGAGCGCCUCUAUGUGGCUCUUUGGGGUCACUGCAGUUAUGAGCCGGAGCUGUUCACUGGACUCUUUUAUUACUCAGGGAGGAUCACAGCCUGUGUCCGCCACACCGGGGAUGUGUCUCUGACAGAUACUAUUAAGAACCCCCAAAGAAGAGGGGAGGGACGAGACAGUGCAGUAUAUCCCACAUCACGGCCACUUAGCAAGGUGGGCCACCGGCGUCUCGGGCUGCAGCUGCUGCUCCACUUCCGAACGGGUCGCAGUGUCCCCAGCUUCAUCAUCAUCACCACAAAUAGAACUCGCAGCUAG
Molecule: messenger RNA, 1638 nt
Organism: Knipowitschia caucasica
Lineage: Eukaryota; Metazoa; Chordata; Actinopteri; Gobiiformes; Gobiidae
Source: the annotation of a GenBank genome assembly